UCAUAUUGAUUGCAUGUUUGAUUGGACUGUAUAUCUUGAGGAAUUUUAGGCUAAAAAUCUAAACUACCUUUUAAUUUCCUUUAAAUAUCGUGUAACGAUAUGUAGCAUCAAAACACGUUUAACUUGGAUUGGACGGUCCGGCAUGCACCACACAUCGCACUCCCGUCCCGUGGCUUUCUCGGGGCGCUUAUUUGGACCAUCGAUGCAUAGCCUAGCGAGACUACUUACGUUACGCUGGCUCCAUCUGCAUGGCCGUUGGCGUUACUUUCUGUAGCUGAAGUCUGGACCAUAAUUCAAGAAAACUCUGCCAAAACUGGAUUUCACGGAUAUCUACUAUCUUGGAUUAUCAAUCACAUAAGUGGAUCAUAAAUAAAGUGUUAACAGAAUUUGAGAAUAACUGGUAAAACAGUGAGGUUCGAUUUGUUCGCAUAACCCUGGACGUCGUGCCGUGGUGUAUAUGGUAUGCAGUCAAUGGUGGUGGGCGCUAUUUUUUUGUAGCGCCGAUCUUUGAGCUGCAUCUUGUGUAUCCGCACAAUACCCAAUACAUAGAGAUCGAGAGAGCAUGUAUUUUGUAUUUUGACACAAACGUAUUGAGUGGGAUGGCAGGCACAUUUGUAAAUGAGUGAACAACCUAAGAUGUUAAGCCACCAUGAGUUUGGAAGUGUAUAGGUUCUUAGCUGAUAGUGGAGGGAGUCAGCUUUCGGAACGACCUCCAGUACCUGGAGAAGAGACUGAGGAUAGAGGUAGUGUAUCAUCAAGUGUUAAAAGUGGGAAGCAAAGUGACCAGUCAGCAGGUACUCCAAGACGGUCAAAUUUGAAGGAUGCCGCUAUUAAAGGAGGAAUGUUGGAAGGGGCACCACUUGGUUUCGAACCAGAAGGUUCGGCAUCUGUGACGCCGCCGUACACAAGAUGGACAGAGUCCUUGCAUGCAUUGCUUUCGGACGAGGAUGGGAUUCAGCUUUUCAAACACUAUCUUAUUCAGGAAGGUGCAGAGAACCCUCUGCUAUUCUGGCUUGCCACGCAAGGAUUCAAGAAGAAGUCUGAUAGUGAUCCUGUCAGAACUGAUCUUGCAAAACUAAUUUAUAGAAGAUUUAUCAAGAAAGAUGGACAACAGGUCGUAAGACUGCAUGGCUCAACAAGGAAUCAUGUAGCGGAGUCAAUAAGAACUAACAAAGUAGACAGUAAUUUGUUUGAUGCAUCGCAGAUGGAAGUAGAGGAGUACAUGCGGGAGACAUCCUAUCCAAUGUUCCUCAAGUCAGAUGUUUAUGUGCAAUAUGUGAAUAAUGGUGGGGUUAGUCCUAAGAGUUCUGAAGGAUGCUCCAGUAAUGGUAGUAAUGGUCAUCCUGCACAGGCAGGAUACCUCCCAACUUUGCCCGAGGAUUCUGAACUUUCAGACCUUCCACAAGCAGGAUCUCUCACAGCAGAUCUCUUGUUGAGGAGUAGUCAUCACAGGCAUAAUACAGACAGAUAUCAGGACAGAUUAUACCCUGGAUUAUUAGGUAGUCAGAAUCCAUAUCACCCAGGCUGCGCAGCCAUAGCACCUGCUACAUCAAAUAAUGAUUCAGAAUUACAGUCUCUCAGCAGUGAUGCUAUAUCAGAUGACACCAUGUCUCUAACAGACUCCAGUGUGGAUGGUUUUCCAGUAAGGUCGAGGCAGCAACAAAAGAGGAGACAGAAGCGAAAUAUGAAAUACAAUAUCAGACAGAAUGGAAAAGUAAUGACACAUCUUCCUUGUCCGCGUGCUCAUCCUAGAGAACUACCACCAACAGACCCGGUUGAAUUUGCAAAGAAAUUAACUGAGAAGUUAGAGAAGGUCCUUGCAGAAAGGGAAGCUAAAGAAAGACUUGCUGCCAAAUUACGCAAAGUUGAGGAAGAGGAACAUGAUUGUAAAACACCAGCAUCAACAACUAUGAGAGCUCCUGGCAACCAAAUAUUCCCCGUCCAUGAUUUUGUGGAGGAUGACCCUAAUAGUAUUCUGGAGGACCAUAUGUCUAGGGUGUUCAGAGACUCAAACCGGCAUACGCCGCGUUCCCAGUCACCCGAUCAUCAUAGGAAUAAAAUGCCGCCCUCUAUGGCCAACGUGCCCCAGGUCUCGUUGCAUCCAAAACAGAUCACAUCCCACCCACAUCAUAGUAGACAUCACAUGUCAAAAUCCCAGAAAGAACUCAUAGUGCCACCCAAUAUGGCCAGCGUUGGUUUGGCAGAGACACCGUAUAUGACAUAUAUUGAGGAUACGGUGAGACAUAAAAAGCGAAGUAGCAAAAAGUCUGACAUUUCAUCUAUUUCGAAAACAACAGACAGUGGAAUUUAUGAAGGACCACCAUCAUUGCCAUCAGAUUCAGAAAAUUCCAUGAAACGUGUUGCUGAUUGGAUCCGAGAGGGUGAUGAACAGCCUGAUCCAAGGUUAGCAACUCAACCUAUGCAUCAUAAACAGAGACAUCGAAUGCAUCCUGAGCAUAACAAUACUAUGACAAUGUCAACAAUGUCAAAGAAGCCAGUCCAAUAUAACACAUCCCGACCCAACUCAAUGGAGCGUGAAAGGACACAUACACCAACCACUAACCUGGCAAAGAGAAGUUCACCUCACCUUCCUAAGCAACCUUUCAUCCAGGAUCCUAAGAUGCCUCUGAUGCAACCACCAGAACCAUUGACAGUCUUGGAAGAAGCUAGAAGAAGGAUUGAUAUGUCUAGUAGACAGCAAAGAAUGAUCAGUAAAACCAGUGAUCCUCGUAAGGAGAAGAGGCCUGGUAUGAUGCCUACCAUGCCGUCAUCAUCAAUGUCAGGUCAGACGAGAUCGACGAUGCCCACAAGUAUCUCUGAUAACCAGAUAUAUCCGGGUCUCUCUAGACCUCCUACAACUGGAGGGAAGCGGCCCACCUCUUCGUCUUCCUCCAGUAAAAGCCGGCCCACCUCGUCAAGUGGUACUAUGGAGAAGAAGGUCCAACCAAGUAUAACCAUUGCGUACUAUCUCUGUAAUGAUCCUAUUCCAUAUAGGACAAGCUUACCUGGAUCUGAGAUUACUCUGAGACAGUUCAAGGCUCUCAUCUCAAAGAAGGGUACUUACAGGUACACAUUUAAGAUGCCAAGCACUGAAUUUGAAUCUGGAGUAGUUCAUCAGAUCUUAGUAGACGAUGAUGCAGUAUUGCCUCUGUAUGAAGGGAAAGUGGUAGGCAAAGUGGAGUCAGUGGAUGACAACUAAACAUGUUACCAUGGCAACCAAACCAAUCCUAAAUGCAAGAUGACGUAACAAAGAGGGAUGUCAACUUACAUGAACUAUGCACACCUCUCUGGAUAUCAAUUGAUACAUCGUCAUGACAACAAUGGAUUGGAAUUUCUUCAUAUGGCAAAAAGAAAAACCAAGAUGGACUUGAUAGGAUUUUCAGCUACAUAUUUUCUACAAGAAAAAAAAACUUAUGAAACAGGAUAUAGUAAUAACUUUUUAUACUUGAUGAUAUUUUAUCACUGUAGCAUCUUUCUCAGGCGACUUAACACAAGGAAUUUGAGCAAGGUUUUUUUCCCUGCUAUUCUCAGUAACCAUGAUGAAGGGUGAAGCUGUUUCCUGGUGUUAUAUUGAAUAUAUCUUCUUUUUUUAUAAAUAUAUCUUGAUUUAUUGGGAUUGGGUCUCAUUGAAUUAAAUCAUGCUCAUACUUUGGUAUGAUAUUUAUACAAAGUUUGACAUACUUUGACAUGAUAUUUAUACAAAUCUAACUGAUUAUUGGGUUGAGUCGGAGGAUAUCAUUCCAUUACAUAACACACAUGACCACCUGGUUCCAGUAGACAAUAGGUUUACCCAUCAAUUCCUGACUUUGGUGAUUCCCACAGGCAUUGUACAGAGAUCACAUGCUUCCAUUAGACAAUGGGAUAAGUUUGAAUUAAUUGUACACUUCUAUCUGUAACUGUGUUCAUGCCUUGUAUGAUGAUGCUGUGGGAAAUGUGCCAUAUUUUAUUAAAUCAGAUUGUUAAAUACAUUUUGCGCUUUGGAAUUACAAUUUGAAUUUUGACUGAGCCAUUU
Molecule: messenger RNA, 4012 nt
Organism: Lytechinus variegatus (green sea urchin)
Lineage: Eukaryota; Metazoa; Echinodermata; Echinoidea; Temnopleuroida; Toxopneustidae
Product: axin
Exons: 11
Coding region: 650-3199 (849 amino acids)
Biological process (GO): negative regulation of canonical Wnt signaling pathway
Source: RefSeq, a predicted model, not a curated record